GGGAAUGACCAGGUCCGGUUUGAGCUCACCUGCUACUCGCUGGCCCCCCAGAUUAAGGUCAUCGCCCCCUGGAGGAUGCCCGAGUUCUACAACCGGUUCAAGGGCCGCAAUGACCUGAUGGAAUACGCCAAGCAACACGGAAUUCCCAUCCCGGUCACCCCCAAGAGCCCCUGGAGCAUGGAUGAGAACCUCAUGCACAUCAGCUACGAGGCUGGAAUCCUGGAGAACCCCAAGAACCAAGCACCCCCAGGUCUCUACACAAAGACCCAGGACCCGGCCAAAGCCCCAGACGCCCCUGACAUCCUGGAGAUCGAGUUCAAGAAAGGGGUUCCUGUGAAGGUGACCAACGUCAAGGACGGCACCACCCACCGCACCUCCUUGGAGCUGUUCAUGUACCUGAAUGACAUUGCGGGCAAGCAUGGCGUGGGCCGCAUUGACAUCGUGGAGAACCGCUUCAUCGGAAUGAAGUCCCGAGGUAUCUACGAGACCCCAGCAGGGACCAUCCUUUACCACGCUCAUUUAGACAUCGAGGCCUUCACCAUGGAUCGUGAAGUGCGCAAAAUCAAACAAGGCCUGGGCUUGAAAUUCGCUGAGCUGGUCUACACCGGUUUCUGGCACAGCCCUGAGUGCGAAUUUGUCCGCCACUGCAUCGCCAAGUCUCAGGAGCGGGUGGAAGGGAAGGUGCAGGUGUCCGUCUUCAAGGGCCAGGUGUACAUCCUGGGCCGGGAGUCCCCACUGUCUCUCUACAAUGAGGAGCUGGUGAGCAUGAACGUGCAGGGCGAUUACGAGCCCAUUGAUGCCACCGGCUUUAUCAACAUCAACUCCCUCAGGCUGAAGGAAUAUCAUCGUCUCCAGAGCAAGGUCACCACCAGAUAGACCUGUAUACAACAAGGAGCUGGGCGUCCUCACUUGCGGCUCCCCCAAGCACAGGCGCUAAUUGUUGUGAUAAUUUGCAAUUGUGACUUGCUCUCCUGACUGCAGCAUAGUGGGGCUGCCAGGCCCCAGCUUUGUCCCCUGGCCCCCGACCCCUCCCGCCUACAAAAGUGGUCAUCGGAGGGAAGGUUGGGGCGGCUGCAGUGGGGAAGCUAUGAAGGGACAAUUAAAGAAAAAGAUACAUUAGUCUUUU
Molecule: messenger RNA, 1126 nt
Organism: Carlito syrichta (Philippine tarsier)
Lineage: Eukaryota; Metazoa; Chordata; Mammalia; Primates; Tarsiidae
Gene: ASS1
Product: argininosuccinate synthase 1
Exons: 11
Biological process (GO): urea cycle; L-arginine biosynthetic process
Cellular component (GO): cytoplasm
Molecular function (GO): argininosuccinate synthase activity; ATP binding
Source: RefSeq, a predicted model, not a curated record